Ostertagia ostertagi is the source of this 2592-nucleotide messenger RNA. The record is from the annotation of a GenBank genome assembly. NCBI's taxonomy places the organism in Eukaryota, Metazoa, Nematoda, Chromadorea, Rhabditida, Trichostrongylidae.
AUGGUGUACUCAGAACCGCUACCGAUGGAACUAUCGGCCUACAGAUUGCGUUUUCAUGCCUCCCUACCAACUCCUCCGCCCGAGGUUAUCACACCGACAACGGAGCUGCCGACUCCUCCUCCCGAAGUGGUGACAUCGGAAAUCCCGUCCACUACACGAUUUCUGCGUCCUGAACGAAAACAAACGAAUAGGACAAAAUUCUUCAAUCCAUGCCCAUCCGGGCGUCCACUUAUGAACGAGUAUGAAACUCCGGUCACCUGCAACUAUCUGAACCAGCCGAAUGGUGGGUGUCCUGAGGAUUACUGGUGUCACACUGGAGCUUCAUUCUCCACGACCUCGUGCUGCCCUCGAACCGAUAAUGAAGAUCGAUGCGAGAUGCGUCGCGAUACCGGGGAGGGGAACGAACUUGUGGCCAGGUGGUACUAUGAUAAAAACGCCAAACAGUGCCGCCGGUUUCUCUACAAGGGCUUACGCGGUAAUAUGAACAAUUUCGUGACAAAGACCCAAUGUGUGGAUGCGUGCGAGACAAUUGUCAUCAUCGAUUCCAAAAAUCCGUGCCGUUUCGGACAUCCAGCCAGACAUCCAGGAAAUCAAUCGAGAAUAUUAUGUGGCCCGAAUGAUGGGUCCUCAUGUCCUGCAAAUUACUACUGUCACCUUGGAGAGAACCCAGAAAGUACCGUAUGCUGCGAAUCGAGUGGACUGACUGAUCCAUGCCUCCUAGCCUUAAACGUCGGUCAAGGGAAGGCCCUCUUGAAGAGGUUCUACUACAACACGUUCUCGAAACGUUGCGCUGAAUUUGUAUAUCGCGGAACCAAAGGAAACGAAAACAACUUCCUCACCAAUAAGCAAUGCCAGGAUACCUGCCAGAAAUGGAGUAAUCCGUGUCCAGAUGAUAUCAACUUCUCAUCAAAGAAGGAAUGCUCUUUGAAUGGGACCGAAUGCGGUGCUGAUGAAUGGUGCCAUGUCGGCUCAUCACAGACGACAACUGUCUGCUGUCCAGGAGGUGAAUGCAAAUCUCCAUGCGGUACCGGAAUUAUGUUGCUCACUCCAGCAAAGGAGCCCCGUGUGUGUAGCCCGACUUCACCCUGUCCCCAGUCACAUUGGUGUCAUGUUGGUCUCACACCAGAAACAACCGUUUGCUGUUCAACCGUGCCCAACACCUGCGAACUACCACUGAUGAAAGGUGACGGUAAUUCUCAUUUAACUCGGUGGCAUUUUGACAGCAACAAAAAGAAAUGCAUAAAGUUCAUCUACAGUGGUGAAGGAGGAAAUCAGAACAUGUUCCUCACCCAAGAUGACUGUCAAGCGAUAUGUCCAGUGUAUGAAAAUCCUUGCGGUAGCGGGAAACCUCUACUGGUUGGCAGUGUGCCGAAAAUAUGCAGUCCCGCUCAACGUUGUCCUUCCACACACUUCUGUCAUAUAGGUGUGGACGGCUCAGAUAACUACUGUUGCCAGAAAAACGGUGAUCCAUGUGCCCAAGAGCUGGCUGUCGGUGAAGGAGGAUUUUCUCUCACUAGGUUCUACUUCGACAAGGAAACUCGCCGAUGUCGAGAAUUUGCUUAUCAAGGCACAAAAGGAAAUGCGAACAACUUUCUUAGCCUCGAGGACUGUGAACUCGUGUGCCCUGUGCUACCUAAUCCAUGCCGUCUCGGUGAGCCGUUGAUGAAUGCCCUCAAGGAGCCGAUAAUCUGUGGUGGAGAAGACUCAUGCAUCAACGGAUAUUGGUGCCAUGUCGGUGGAAGUCCCGAAACCACAAACUGUUGUCCAGGAACUCGUCGACCAUGUGAUUUGCCAUUGGAGACAGGCCAAGGAUCUGAGACACUAGAGCGAUGGUUCUAUGACGGCGGUAUUCAGAUGUGCCGAACAUUCACUUAUAAGGGAAUGAAAGGUAACUCAAACAACUUCCUCACGAAACAAGCAUGCCGGCAAGCAUGCAAAGAGUUGAAUCCGUGCGGCUUCGGAGAGCCCUUGAUUGGCACCGAUGACGAGCGGGUGCUUUGUACGGGAAGACAAAAAGUUGACAGCUGUCCACGAGGACAUUAUUGUCAUGUCGGCGCCAGCGCCCUCACUACUGUUUGUUGUCCAAAGAAAAAUAUCGAUUCAUGCGAUCAACCAGUCGAUCAAGGAACAGGCGGUGAAGAUUUGCCACGAUGGUUCUUCGACAGAAAGCAGAACAGAUGUGCACCUUUCAAUUACGGUGGCAUCGGCGGUAAUGAGAACAAUUUCAUAAGUCAAAACACAUGCAGUGAAGCUUGUCCAGUAUACCGUAACUACUGCCCACAUGGAAUUCCCCUUGUCGAAGGCAAUCAGGUCACGCCAUGUGGAAUCGACCGAGGCUGUCCUGAUGGCUUCAUCUGUCACAUGAGCACCGAGUUCAAUGUUUCUGUUUGCUGUCAGGACCCAGUCGAUUUCUGUUCGGCACCUCGCGAUCCAGGACCAUGCACCAAUUUCGAGACGCGUUAUGGCUAUAACCCAUCCACGGAUACAUGCGUCGAAUAUCAAUAUGGAGGCUGUGAUGGCACACUCAACAACUUCCACUCACUUCAAAGAUGUACGGAAAUCUGUUGCAAGGAAUAUAGACGAAAGCUUUAG